AACUCAGCACGGGGUUGCUUACAGCACAACCCACACUCUUAUUUCUCCUGAUAUUUGCUAUCGCAGUAUGCGAUUAUCAACAUUUGUCUAUUUUAUUUGAGAGUAUCCUACCAGAAUCAAACUUCCAAGCCUCGUCCCACCGCAAUUGACAGCGGAAUUGUCACCUCUACCUCCCCCACCCUUUCAUCAUCAUACUCCAUACAGUCCGUGCCAUAGGAGACAUGGAACGACUCUCGAUUAACGACCACUCUGGUAGUCACCAGCAAGGAAAUGCUCCGCCAGGAUUCCCACCGCAGAAUAACUCACUGGGCCCGAUGUCGCAAGGUCCGCCGCAGUUACCGCCGCAGAUGUUCACGACCGCUGCUCAAUUGCUGGAUUUGACGGAUAAGAAACUCGUCCUAGUGCUACGAGACGGAAGAAAAUUGAUUGGAGUCUUGAGAAGUUGGGAUCAAUUCGCGAAUCUCGUUCUCCAGGAUACUGUUGAGCGGUUGUAUGCAGGCAAUCUCUAUGCGGAGAUCUCCCGGGGUAUUUUCUUGGUUCGAGGAGAGAAUGUGUUGCUUCUCGGUGAAAUUGACCUCGACAAGGAAGACGAUAUCCCGCCACAUGUGCAAAAGGCCCCAUUCGAGGAAGUCUUUAAACUGAAAAAGAAAGAAGAUAGCGAGCGAAAGACUGGGGACAAGAAACGUCAGGGCAAGCUACAGGGUCUUGGCUUCGAGGCCGAACAUAGCGGGGAGAUCCUGUUCUAGGCUAGAGCAAGGGCCUUCUGUCGAUUGAUAUCUGUCUACGGUGCUCUUUUACUGGGAUAUAGGCAGAAUGAGACACUGUUUGCUCGUGAAGGGAAUAGGGCAAAUGUCUCAAAGUGGAUUGAUUUGAUAUGUGAGGCUAAGAAUAAAAGGGCCUUGCAAGAUCGUCGCGGAAGCCAGGCUAUUGUUCUUCUUGGCCCAUCGCCAUACUGCGAUAUGACGAAGAAUGCGGUGGAUGUAGCGGCUUUCUUGGCUUUUCCUAAAGCUUACGAAGUGAUCUGUCAUCUAGUUGACGGUGUCACUGGAACUAUUGGACUAAAUAUGGCUGGUAUGAUGAGGUGGUUGAGAACAAGAUACAGGCUCGAGCCUGGUCAAAUGAUUGGAUGAUAGCGGCCAUGUUUGACGAUUCUGAUGUCUCAUUACGCUUUUCUUUUCUUUUCUUUUGUUUUCCUUUCAACUGUUUUAUUCAAAUAUAUGAACCAAGAACUCGCUGCUGGAUGAGGCAUGGUGCAGUUUGCCUUGCUCCCAGGACUCUCAGGAUACCAUGAAAUACGAGUCUUGUGAAAUCCCUAGAGAAA
This is a messenger RNA of Aspergillus caelatus, 1321 nucleotides long. Its product is annotated as U6 snRNA-associated Sm-like protein LSm1. Lineage: Eukaryota; Fungi; Ascomycota; Eurotiomycetes; Eurotiales; Aspergillaceae. Gene Ontology annotation, cellular component: Lsm1-7-Pat1 complex; P-body. Gene Ontology annotation, molecular function: RNA cap binding. Bases 222 to 746 code for a protein of 174 amino acids. The transcript is spliced from 4 exons. Gene Ontology annotation, biological process: deadenylation-dependent decapping of nuclear-transcribed mRNA. The record is from RefSeq and is a predicted model, not a curated record.